AGAUUGCUAUGUAAUUUAUCUAAUAAUGAUUUGAUAUCCGAUUUUUAAUUAUCGAUUUGAUUACUUUAUACAUCUAAAAAAUAUUUGUAGAAUGCAAUAUCUGUUAUUGCAUUUGGCAUAUAUAUAUAAGCUGAUAUAAACAGCAUUGCUUAGCAUUUAGUUUUUACUAGGAAUAGUGUAAUAUAUAACGUAUUGAUGCAAUCACUGGAACGGAGCGCGAUGCGUUCUUCCAUAAUAUUGUUAUUGUUAUUCGCUUUCGGCACUUUAACUUUCGGCGAAUAUGUAGAGGAAGUCGACAAUUUAAAAAGAGGAAUAAUUAUUCCCAUAAAAAAUGGCGUUCUUGAAAUAAUCAUAAACAAUAAUAACAUGGUUCUCAAUCUUACGAAAAAUGAUGGCGAGACCAUGAUAAACAUUCUUCGUACAAAGACUCCACCGCAAACAUCGAGUCCCUUCGUGCUCGAGUCAAAUUGCGGUGGUACUGAUAGAUUUUGCGUAAAAAGUGGAGAUGUUUACCACACUACCAUUUCUGCUAGUAGAAAUCAUGAGAUCAUCAGAAUUGUUCGCGUGAUAAAUAAUCCCGCGGGUGAACUCAUUGAUUGUUAUCAGUUUACCGAAGGUACGCAAUGGUUCGGUGGUCCGCAGCAUCGCUAUCAGCACUGGCCUGUACAACACAUGUACUACGAAGAAGAACCAUAUUUGCCGACACAUCCUGAAAACAUGGCUCUAUCCGAGCGUUAUUGGCUAUCUAGCAAAGGAGUUUAUAUCUACGUGGACGAGACAAAUCCACUAUUUCUAGAUCAGAACAAUUACCGGGACAAUUCUAUAUGCUUGAUCGCAAAGAACAAGGCGCCCUAUCGACGUAAUAUCAUCCAGCUCAAUUAUGAGCUAGGUGUCUUUUUGAAUCCGAAAGAAGCUCAUCAGCACAUGGUGAAAACUCAUUUGGGUAAACCGAUAGGUCGUCCUGACGAGAGGAUGAUUCGACAUCCUAUAUGGUCUACCUGGGCUAAAUACAAGGCUAACAUAACUGAGAAAAUUGUGGAGUCUUACGCUGAUGAGAUUAUCGCUAAUAAAUUUCAAAACAGUCAAAUCGAAAUUGAUGACAAUUGGGAAACUUGUUAUGGAUCUGCCGUAUUUGAUCCGGUCAAGUUUCCUAAUGUCAGUGCUCUGGUACAGAGAUUGAAGAAGAAAGGCUUCCGUGUCACUUUAUGGAUACAUCCAUUCAUCAAUCAUGGCUGCGAACCUGCAUAUUCUGAUGCAUUAACCAGCUUGUAUUUCGUUAAAAAUCUUGACGGACGUGUUCAGAUGUCGUGGUGGAAAGGUGCAGAUUCUGCCACGAUUGAUUUCACAAAUCCGAAAGCGGUAAGCUGGUGGGUGGCGCGGUUGAAACGCCUGCAGAAUCUCGGUAUCGACAGCUUUAAAUUUGACGCCGGAGAAGUGUCCUGGUUACCGCAGAUACCGACGUUAUCUGGCUCACUUGAUAUGCAGCCCGGAAUAUUUACAAAAGAUUAUGUCCAAGCGCUAGCCGUUAAUUUUAACGACUAUAUCGAGGUGCGAGUAGGAUGGCGUAGUCAGGAAUUACCAAUAUUUGUUCGCAUGAUCGAUAAAGACUCCAGAUGGACGUGGAACAAUGGUCUGCCCACGUUAAUCACGACGCUGCUACAGAUGAAUCUCAACGGUUACGUCCACGUUCUACCGGACAUGAUCGGUGGUAAUGGCUAUGUGGACGGUGGCUCUAUAGACGAAACGGAAUAUCCGCCCAAAGAAAUCUUCAUCAGAUGGCUGCAAGCCAACGUUUUCAUGCCAUCGUUGCAAUAUUCCUUCGUACCAUGGGAUUUCGAUAAUGAAACUAUCGCUAUCUGCAAGAAAUAUACCGAUUUGCAUGCUAAGCAGACGCCAGAGAUUCUAAACGCCAUGCAGCAAGCUAUCACCAAAGGCACGCCUGUAAAUCCACCUAUCUGGUGGGUCGAUCCGACCAAUAAAGAAGCUCACAAAAUUAAUGACGAAUAUCUUCUUGGAGAAACUAUACUAGUUGCUCCGGUAAUUGAAGAAGGUGCUAUCAGUCGCGAUAUCUAUUUUCCCGCGGGAAUAUGGCUUGAUCUAAAUCGAGAAACGAUCAUCAGAGGACCGAAAUGGCUCAGAAACUAUCCUGCUCCUCUAGACACUCUUCCAUAUUUUUUAAAAUAUCAGUAAUGAUGUCAAAGACAAUUAAAAUUUUGU
Molecule: messenger RNA, 2217 nt
Organism: Nylanderia fulva
Lineage: Eukaryota; Metazoa; Arthropoda; Insecta; Hymenoptera; Formicidae
Product: alpha-galactosidase MYORG-like
Biological process (GO): carbohydrate metabolic process
Molecular function (GO): hydrolase activity, hydrolyzing O-glycosyl compounds
Source: RefSeq, a predicted model, not a curated record